Messenger RNA from Brenthis ino (lesser marbled fritillary), 351 nucleotides. The record is from the annotation of a GenBank genome assembly. NCBI's taxonomy places the organism in Eukaryota, Metazoa, Arthropoda, Insecta, Lepidoptera, Nymphalidae.
AUGUUUCGAUCACCGUAUCGAUGGAUACUAAUAAAUAAUGAUAUUAAUGAUAUCGAAACAACUUUAAUGCAAAAUAUGUCAGAUAUCAACAUUUUUGUUGACUCAGAAGUUUUGAUAAUUCACCAGGAAAGUAGCGGUUUUUACAAGCUAUAUUAUAUUUAUAAAAUAAGCUCUGAAAGCAAGUGGCUGACGGAAUUGUAUGGAAUAUGGAAUAUCACUAAUGUUCUCAAAAAAUCUCCUAAUCAGAUAGAAGUCACUGCUCUCCGAAGACUCAAUUUGGAUAAUUACGAACUUAAAAUUUGCUACGUUCUAACAGAUAAUGAUAGUAUUAACCACUUGGCUGAUGAAGUG